Molecule: messenger RNA, 1000 nt
Organism: Acanthoscelides obtectus
Lineage: Eukaryota; Metazoa; Arthropoda; Insecta; Coleoptera; Chrysomelidae
Source: the annotation of a GenBank genome assembly
AUGGCUCGGGUUUCACCGCCACACACACAUCAAGUCUACUCGCCUGACGGCAAGAACAGGUCACCUGAGAGGAUAGUAAAGCCGGCCACUCACGUACCGGUAGACCUAGCAGGCACACCUGUGCAGGUAUACCGAAGACCUGACAAGCCCACACACGCUAUGUUUCCAAAAUGCCAGGAAGAUUGGAAAGAGAUAGCGGAAUUAUUUGAAGCACGAUGGAACUUUCCACACUGUUUGGGAGGAAUCGACGGCAAACAAGUUGACAUCAUUCCGCCAGCUGGAGGUGGAUCUGAAUUUUUCAAUUAUAAAGGCCGAAACAGUAUGGUACUUUUAGGAAUUUUUAAUGCCAAGUAUCUAUUUAUUUUAGCAGAUUUUGGAACCAAUGGAAGAGUUUCAGAUGGUGGUGUCCUCCAAAAUACAAAAUUUUUCGAAAUGUUGACAAAAAGUGAAUUACAUAUUCCAACCGAAGAACAUGUCAAAGGAACUAAUAGAAAUCUGCCGUAUGUUUUUAUCGCUGACGAUGCUUUUGCUUUAUGGAAUGACAUGAUGAAACCUUUUCGACAAGCGGACUUGACCUCGCAAGAAAAAAAAAUUUAAUUACAGAUUAUCUCGAGCAAGGCGCAUCGUUGAAAGUGCGUUUGGAAUAUUGGCUUCACGAUUUCGUAUAUUUCAUACUCAAAUUAAUGUAGAACCUAAUAACAUUGUUAAAAUAGUAAUGGCUAUAGUCGUGCUACACAAUUUUUUAAUACAAAAUUCACCAAGAUCGUAUUCACCUCAAAAAUGUGUUCAACAAGAAAAUGAUGACGGAACCAUCAUCACUUAUGGAUACAAUACACAAAAUUCUAACAUGGAAAAUUUAGAGCAAGGAAACCGCGAAAAUAUCAAUGAUGCAGCAAAAAAUGUUAGGGAAAACUUUGUGCAUUAUUUUAAUCGUGAGGGCAGGGUACCAUGGCAAACGAUUUUAUUAAGUAAAUACAUAAUAGAUAUGAAUAAUAUAAAU